This is a messenger RNA of Gekko japonicus, 3465 nucleotides long. RefSeq names its product phospholipase C beta 1 (gene PLCB1). The transcript is spliced from 31 exons. The record is from RefSeq and is a predicted model, not a curated record. Gene Ontology annotation, cellular component: nuclear speck; cytoplasm. Gene Ontology annotation, molecular function: calmodulin binding; phosphatidylinositol-4,5-bisphosphate phospholipase C activity; calcium ion binding. Bases 1 to 3465 code for a protein of 1154 amino acids. Gene Ontology annotation, biological process: lipid catabolic process; memory; phosphatidylinositol-mediated signaling. Lineage: Eukaryota; Metazoa; Chordata; Lepidosauria; Squamata; Gekkonidae.
AUGGGGCUGGGGCUCUGCCUACGGACAGAGGUGGCUAUGUUCCCCAGUGGGGAGACUGUCUGGGGCUACCAUGGCGUGGUGGUGGUGGUGGUGGUGGUGGUGGUGUUGCAGGAGACGGAGCUGUUGGAUCUGACUGUUGUCAGAGAUGCCAGAUGUGGGAAACAUGCCAGAGCUCCUAAGGAUCCAAAAUUGCGUGAACACCUGGAUGCAGGGAACAUUGGAGGAAGGCUGGAGAACCGGAUGCUUACCAUCGUGUAUGGCCCCGACCUGGUCAAUAUAUCCUACUUGAAUCUAGUAGCGGCUCAGGAAGACAUUGCAAAGGAAUGGGCAGAAGAAGUCUUCAGUUUGGCCACCAACUUGCUGGCACAGAAUAUGUCCAGGGAGUCGUCUCUGCAAAAAGCUUACACGAAGCUCAAACUGCAAGUCACAACGGAGGGACGUAUCCCUUUGAAGAGCAUUUAUCGCCUGUUCUCCGCGGACAGAAAGCGUGUCGAGACAGCGCUGGAAGCGUGCAACCUGCCUUCUGCCAGGAACGACUCCAUCCCUCAAGAAGACUUCACCCCAGAAGUAUACAGAGAAUUCUUGAGCAACAUGUGCCCUCGGCCUGAAAUGGAACACAUCUUCGUAGAGUAUGGUGCCAAGACCAGACCGUAUCUGACUGUGGACCAGAUGAUGGAGUUUAUAAACUUGAAGCAACGAGACCCACGCUUAAACGAAAUCCUCUACCCUCCCUUGAAGCAAGGACAGGUCCAGCAACUGAUAGAGAAAUACGAACCCAAUAAGAGUCUGGCCAAGAAAGGGCAGAUAUCAGUGGAUGGAUUUAUGAACUACUUGAGUGGCGAGGAGAACGGAGUGGUUCCACCUGAGAAACUGGAUCUGAACGAAGAUAUGACCCAGCCUCUGUCGCACUAUUUGAUCAAUUCCUCACACAACACCUACCUCACAGCUGGCCAGCUGGCCGGGAACUCUUCCGUGGAGAUGUACCGCCAAGUGCUGCUGUCUGGCUGCCGCUGCGUUGAGCUGGACUGCUGGAAAGGCCGGACGGCGGAGGAGGAGCCGGUCAUCACCCAUGGGUUUACCAUGACAACGGAAAUAUCGUUUAAGGAAGUCAUAGAAGCUAUUGCUGAGUGCGCAUUCAAGACCUCGCCUUUCCCCAUCCUCCUGUCGUUUGAAAACCACGUCGAUUCUCCUAAACAGCAGGCCAAAAUGGCAGAAUAUUGCAGAUUAAUAUUUGGCGAUACUUUGCUGAUUGAGCCACUGGAAAAAUACCCACUUGAACGUGGCCUUCCCCUGCCAAGUCCAGCAGACCUGAUGUACAAGAUCCUGGUGAAGAAUAAGAAAAAGUCCCACAAGUCUGCAGAUGGGAGCGGGAAGAAGAAGCUGGCGGAACAGGCCUCCAACGCGUGCAGCGACGCCUCGAGUGGGUUUGAGCCGUCGUCUCCCGGAGCAGGCGAAGCGGAGAUAGAGAGUGACGAUGACGACGACUACGACGAUGAGUGCAAAAAAUCAUCAAUGGAAGAAGGAACAGCCGGGAGCGAGGCCAUGGCCACCGAGGAAAUGUCCAACUUGGUGAACUACAUCCAGCCGGUGAAGUUUGAAUCGUUCGAGACGUCUAAAAAACGGAACAAGAGUUUUGAAAUGUCUUCCUUUGUGGAAACCAAAGCACUCGAGCAGCUCACGAAAUCCCCUGUCGAGUUUGUGGAGUAUAACAAGAUGCAGCUGAGUCGGAUUUAUCCAAAAGGGACCCGUGUGGAUUCUUCCAAUUACAUGCCGCAGCUCUUUUGGAACGCCGGCUGUCAGAUGGUCGCCCUGAAUUUCCAAACUGUCGAUUUGUCUAUGCAAAUAAACAUGGGAAUGUAUGAAUACAAUGGCAAAAGUGGCUACAGACUAAAACCAGAGUUCAUGAGGAGACCCGACAAACAAUUUGACCCGUUUGCAGAAGGGAUCGUAGAUGGAAUCGUGGCAAACACUUUGUCGGUGAAGAUCAUUUCUGGGCAGUUCCUGUCUGAUAAAAAAGUUGGGACUUACGUGGAAGUGGACAUGUUUGGCCUGCCCGUGGACACGAGGCGGAAAGCUCUCAAGACCAAGACCUCCCAAGGCAAUGCUGUGAACCCCGUGUGGGAAGACGAAGUGGUCGUGUUUAAGAAGGUGGUUCUGCCUUCCCUGGCGUGCCUCAGGAUAGCCGUCUAUGAAGAAGGAGGGAAGUUCAUUGGCCACCGGAUACUGCCGGUUUCAGCGAUUCGCCCAGGCUACCACUACAUCUCCCUGAGGAACGAGAGGAACCUGUCCCUGACGCUGCCGGCCCUGUUCGUCUACCUAGAGGUGAAGGACUACGUGCCCGACACUUAUGCAGAUGUGAUCGAAGCGUUGUCCAACCCCAUCAGAUACGUGAACUUAAUGGAGCAGAGAGCAAACCAGUUGGCGGCGCUCACCCUGGAGGACGAAGAGGAAGUCAAGAGAGAGGCUGAUCAGGGAGGAGAUGCCCCUUCGGAAGCUCAGAACGAACCCAAGCCCGCGCCAGCUGAAAAUGGAGUCAACCACACCGCUUCCCUCACCCCUAAACCGUCCACUCAGGUUGCCCCCAGCCAGCCAGCACCAGGUUCUGUGAAAGUGCCGGCCAAAACAGAGGACCUUAUUCAGAGUGUCCUGACAGAAGUCGAAGCACAAACCAUUGAAGAGCUAAAGCAACAGAAAGCAUUUGUGAAACUUCAGAAGAAGCACUACAAAGAAAUGAAGGACCUGGUGAAGAGGCACCACAAGAAGACCACCGAUCUCAUCAAAGAGCAUACGGCAAAGUACAACGAAAUCCAAAACGACUACAUGCGACGGCGGGCGGUCCUGGAGAAAACAGCCAAAAGGGACAAUAAGAAAAAGGGGGAGACGGGCAGCCCGGAGCACGGCGGCUCUUCGGCGGUCGAGCAGGAACUGGCCGCCCUGGACUCCGAAAUGACCCAGAAGCUGAUCGAACUGAAGGAGAAGCAACAGCAGCAGCUGCUCAAUCUCCGGCAAGAGCAGUACUACAGCGAGAAGUACCAGAAGCAGGCCCACAUCAAGCGGCUCAUCCAAAAGCUGACCGAUGUUGCCGAGGAAUGCCAAAACAGCCAGCUAAAGAAACUGAAAGAGAUUUGUGAAAGAGAAAAGAAAGAGUUGAAAAAAAAGAUGGACAAGAAGAGACAAGAGAAGAUCACAGAAGCUAAAUCAAAGGACAGGAGUCAGAUGGACGAGGAGAAGACAGAGAUGAUCCGAUCAUAUAUUCAGGAGGUGGUACAGUACAUUAAAAGGCUAGAAGACGCUCAGAGUAAAAGGCAGGAAAGGCUUGUGGAGAAACACAAGGAGAUUCGCCAGCAAAUACUGGAGGAAAAACCCAAGAAAGUCCAUAAUCCAGGAGACUGUGUCCUCAUACUCACAAAGAUGGAUGUCCCCGUGACAGACCAAGUACUUCAGGAGAUGCAGGUGCAGGUCUAG